CAGCUGCGGUCUCUGGAGUUAAAUGUGAGGAUUAGAGGCUGGUUUUUGGAGGCAUCAGGGUAGUUAGUUCUGGGUUCCAGAACUGGCCUGGUGUAAAGAGCCUUUCUGCAGUUUCCCCUCUGUUCUGGACAAGGCUUAGAUAUUGUGGAGCAUCUCCAGGAUAAGACCAUGGGAAAAAAUGCAGUGACUUUUGCUAAUUUCCAAAACUUGUAUGGUUUUGAAACUGAACAAAAGACCAGAAAUCGGAAUCAUCUUCCCACUUCCAUGAACGAGCAGUAAUAAUGCAGCGAAGGCAGGGAAGAGUCAGUGCUGGGCUGCUUUUGCUGCUUUAUCAAAUUUCCCAGGUGGGACUCCAGAACAUUCCUCCUGUUACCCUUGGGGUGCUUGCACUGAACGUUUUUCUCUUCCUGAAUCCCGUGAGGCCGCUGGCUGAAGUGUGCAUCAGUGUCAAUGAAGCCAUCUACAACAAGAACUGGCAGCGCUUGCUGCUUUCUCCUUUCCACCACGCAGAUGACUGGCACUUGUACUAUAACAUGAUUUCCAUGCUUUGGAAGGGGAUAAUGCUGGAAAAAAAGCUGAAGAGCGUGUGGUUUGCCUACGUAAUUGCGGUGUUUUCCGUGCUGAUUGGACUUGUGUAUGUGGUGCUGGAAUUCCUCCUUGUGAAAGUUCUGGAUGACCCUUCCUAUGGAAUGAGCUGUGGGGUAGGUUUUUCAGGAGUCCUGUUUGCUCUGAAGGUUCUUAACAACCAUUACAACCCGGGAAGAGUCAGCACCGUCCUCGGGGUGCGGCUCUCCAGUAAAUACGCCUGCUGGGUGGAGCUGCUGGCCAUCCAUUUAAUCGCCCCAGGGACUUCUUUUGCUGGGCACCUAGCAGGGAUUCUUGUUGGAUUGAUGUACACUAAGGGACCUCUGGAAAAGAUCAUGAAAGCCUGUGCAGGUGGCAUUUCUUUCUUCACUGACCAUGGCAGGCCAAGGGACUACUAUUCAGACUAUUAUGGCCAUUAUCCAGGUUAUCAAUACAGACCUCCAAGGAACUACUAUGAUUACACUGGUGGGCUCACUGAAGAAGAACAGCUUGAAAGGGCAGUGCUAAACAGUCUUAAUGAAAGAGUGUUUUGGACAUAUCUUGGGAAACAGAAGAAAACUUCCUGGUAGAAUAUUCAGAGGAUGUAGUGUGAGGAUGCAGUGUCAUUCUCUUAGUCUAAUUACAUUUAUUCAUAAUUGCUUACUGUUUGAUUACCUUACUACCAAUGCAGUAGAAGAAAUGCUUUUCUGACAAAAAUCCCUCAAGUAAACUAAGUUACUGUGCUAAAAACUCCUACAAUUCUCUAAAAAGUAGUAUGAAGUGGUAAUAGCAAAAUUGAUGUUGUCAAUGUUUGAACUUUCUGGAUGUGUCUUUUUUUUUUUUGCUUUUUAUACAAAUAUAAUUGACAGGCAAUGUACUGAUUUUUAACUCUUCACACUAUCCUGUUCUACCUUAAAGGAAGCUGAAAAACAUGGGAAAAAAUGUUUAGGAAUAAAAAUUGUUUGUUUUUAACUGAAAUGUAUUAGUAUAAAAUGUGUAAAAUACAUUCAGUGGGAUACAGUUUAACUUUUUAUGAUGCAAGAAAAUGAAGGGGGAAAGAAUACCUGGCAGAAUCUGUUACUCAGUUCCUGAAAACUUCAAGGCUUAAGGGAAAAUCUGUUUAAGGUGACUGACAGUGCCAGGUUAGAACAUCACAUGUCCAGUUUUCAUCAUGUUUAUGCAAUAUUUUUAUAUUGAAUGAUAAAAUAAAGGUCAGAAAUUAAUAUAGUAUGUGUUGUCUGGUGUUGAUAGAGUUUUUCAUAUCAAGCAUUGCUUCCUCUUGAAUGUGUUGUGUGUCCAUAUGGAUUGUUGUAGGAAGUCAGCCACAGGCUUUAGGUGCUCCUUGACUGCAGAAAUCUGAAAGAUUUCUUUUAAAUCUGGUGAAUCUGUAACAUUUAAUCUUAAGAAAAAUAAUAAUGUGACUGAAAAUCUCGUAAACAUAAUUUUUCUUUUUCAUCAUCUUGGUAUUUCGUCUUCCUGGGUGCAAGGAACUAUUCAUUAGGAAAGAGAUACAGAAGCCUCUGCUUGUACCUGCAACCCUUCAAAUGCAGGGCACCAUUCAUAAAUCUCCUCUCAGAAAAUUAAUUUACACCACUGUUAUGGCUGUCAGAGAAAUACCAGGCAAAAUAUGAAAACCAGUGUCUUUGACAAAUCAUCAUCACUUUUGCUUUCACACCUUCUGUGAUCCUAUUUUUUAUUAUGAAGAACAUGUUGUGUUAUCUGGAAGAUGGUUUUAAAAAGUCAGCAGAUGAGGCAAAAUUGAAAUAGAGAAAGACUUUUUCAGUUUGAGAGAUUCAUUAACAUGUUGCUUAAAGUAAAUGGAGAUUUUUUGCUUUAUUGGGUUUGUGUCUAUUGUGAGGGUGACUUGUGAGGAAGAAGUGCAGACUUGUAGGGAAAACAGGGGUUUUUUUAAGGGAUUUUUUUCUUCUAGUUAUCUUCCUUCCUUGUUCACCUUUGUUGUUCUGCCUGAGUGUCCUUCAGCACUGUAAAGCUGGAAGCUUCAAAAAUCCCGUAACAUUUUCUGCAGCAGGUUUAUUACCUCAGUGUAUUUGUUUUAUGAAUUAAUGUAAUCUGAGCAGUCCCAUUUCAAUCAAAUCUUCGAAGAUAGUGAGGAUCUUAGCUUUCAAAUAAGUCAGUAAAAUAGCACUUAGUCCAUCUGGUCUGUCAGCAGAAGACAGUGAAUGAGUUGCUCUUUGUGCUAUCUUGGGAAUUUUUAGAAAUCAACCAAGUAAUAUAAAUAUGUUGCCCUAUGUAAUUUUGGAAGGGAAUGGGUCUAAAAUGGGCUUUAUUGUAAGGGAUACUGUUUAUUUUACUGUCUUUUUAACACAUUUUGCAUCAUUUUUAACACUGAGUUUGAGGAAGAAAUUUUGAAAUGUCACUUGAAAGACUGAGCCAUGUUUGUGGGAUGUUUUUAAAGUAUCAAGAAAACAGAAUACUAAUAACAAUGACAAAAGGAUGAUAAUGUAAAUAAGUAGACAGUAUGCACUUUAAAGGCUUCCAUGUAUCAGGGUGAAACACUUACAACUUUCAUUUGGAACCUUAAAGUAAAACCCCACAGUCAGUUAAGUGUAGUAAGUGUAUCAUUGUGUGUUGUAUCUGAUACAUUUUGGUGUGAUCAAAUACACAGAGAUCUUGUUUUCAAGAGUGCUUUAUUUUGCACCCCUCUCUCUCCUGCCUGCUGGAGCACUUUAGUUUGGGCAAGCAAGGCUUUGGAGUUGAACUCUGUAAAAUAUUUCCUUGGCCAGGCUGUGGAAAGGUUAAACUUGCCCAGAGGAAGGGAUAUCGAGCACGGCAUUGAUCAGCCCUGAUUUAGGGACACAAAGGAUGAGAGGCAAUUUACUGUGCUAAUGGGAAUUAGGAUAUUCUUCCCUGUCAGUCUGAGAAAGAAUUAGCUGGAAUGAGCACCAUCCUUUGAACGUGACACGUUUCCCCUACAGCGUGAACAUCCAGAGGUUCUUGCAAUUACAUGGAUGAUGAAACAGGUACUUAACAUGACAAAAAAAUUACAUAAAAUAAUUUCAUGUAGAGAGCUAAAUGGUUGUAAAAGCAGGUACCACAAUCAAUUUAGAGUUUUCUUUUCGUAUUAAUUUUUUUUCCCAACUAUGACACUUAAACCAUCACAGCUGCUCUGUAACUUGGACAACAAAGUAGUGCUGUAAUUCUGAUUGAUUAUUAAUAUUGUUUCAUGCUUCAUUGGACAGGUACAUUUAUUAUGUGUUUUAGGCCACAAACUGUAGCGUUAUGGAUUGAGAAUGUUGAUCCACUGUUUAUAAAUUGAUUUAUAAACUGCUGUGAUAUUAUCCUGCUAAGCUCAUUAGAGUCAGUGACAUAAUACAGUAUUUCCUGGUGUCAGUUGUUGUCCACAGCUGAAAAGUAAUUCACACUAAGACAUGCACUGAGUUUAAGCUCAGUAAGUGCUGUUCUGUAUCCUAUAUAUGGGUUAUCUAAACCCACCAUAAAGAUACAGCAUUUCUAUUUAUUGUACAGUCAGGCAUUCCUGAACUGCAGAUCCUGAACAUUUCUUUAAUAAUAAUAAUAGAUGUUUAAUGCCAGAAGAGAAAUUUAGGCUUAUUUGAGAUGUAUAUUGGCAUCACUUUCAAGACUGUCAAACUAUCACAGUGAUUUAGGUCCCUUUGCUGAAAGGAACUUCUACUUAUUUUUUUUCCAUUGCUCAUUUUAGAUAUAUUGUUGCCUCAAACAAGUAUCCAUUUACACAACAAUAAUUGUUUUUCUCUCCAAAGUUUGUUGUUUUGGUUUGUUGGUUGUUUUUUUUUAAAUUCUUAUUCCCCUAAGUCUAUGUUUGUUUCAAAUUGCAGUAAUUCUUCCUUUACUUAAGAAAAUAACUUUGGUUUUAAAAAAUCAUAUCCUUUGAUAUUUAAACUCCUUUAAUUAGGAAGUUCAAAUAUGUGGCUGCCAUUUUUGGUUAAUCCUGGUGUUAGCAGCCACCAUUAAUGUAACCCCAGUAUAACCUUAUCUCUGAUCUAUUGUUUGCUUGCUUUUCUGCUCACAAGAAACAUCUUGAUUAGCGUGGGAUGUGGAUUUGGAUUUUUUUCGUGGUGGGUGUUUGGGAUUUUUUGUGAGUUGAACUCCUAAGUGUCUGACUUUCAAUCUAAAUUAUGUUAAGAAUCCCUUGCAAGCUCGAAGGAAUUUCCCUCUUUCUUA
Messenger RNA from Myiozetetes cayanensis, 4725 nucleotides. RefSeq names its product rhomboid domain containing 1 (gene RHBDD1). Lineage: Eukaryota; Metazoa; Chordata; Aves; Passeriformes; Tyrannidae. Gene Ontology annotation, molecular function: serine-type endopeptidase activity. Gene Ontology annotation, cellular component: membrane. The record is from RefSeq and is a predicted model, not a curated record. Bases 282 to 1154 code for a protein of 290 amino acids. The transcript is spliced from 7 exons.